Closterium sp. Naga37s-1 is the source of this 5760-nucleotide messenger RNA. The record is from the annotation of a GenBank genome assembly. NCBI's taxonomy places the organism in Eukaryota, Viridiplantae, Streptophyta, Zygnematophyceae, Desmidiales, Closteriaceae.
AUGGCGCGUCGGCCAGAGCAGUUGUCUCGCGGUCGCCGUGUUCUGCUCGUCACUACCUCCAUCGUCGCCGCCUUUCUCACUGCAGGCGUCACGUUUGGAUACUCGGGCCUCCUCCCCGCGCUGACGGGUCCAGUCGGCGCGUUCAGCGGCGCGUGUCCGGCAGGCGAACCCGUGCCGUGCGCGCGUCAGAUGAGCUUGCUCAACGCCGCCUACACCCUCAGCAUGUUCACGAACAGCGCGAGCGCAAUUGUGGUGGGCCUUGUCCUCGACCGCACUGGACCUCGCCGCACCACACUCAUUGGCACUGUCAUCUUCGCCCUCGGCCUCCUCGCCCUCGCCGGCGCCGGCGCGUUCGCGCCCAGGGCCCACAAUGACGCCGCGCCUGACGCCGCAACGCCGCCCAGCGUCUCUAAUAGUACUGAUACUAGUAACAGUACCGCGAAUGCCACUGUGGUUAUGCCAGCCAUGGCAGAAUUCGCGAAUACGAGUGCUUCUGCCGCGGUGGUCAUUACGCAGCCCCCACGGGGGUUGAUGCGGGUCGAAGCAGCGCCGCGGAACGGGGGAGUGCCCCUACCAGGGGGUUCGUGGGCGCAGUUGACCGGGGGAAAUCGGGGAGCGCAUGGGGCGGGAGAAGGUGCUCGUAUGGUGAAGGUGAUGGGCAAAUGGGGGGCAGCACGGGUGGAGAGGGCAGGGUGGGUUGAAGGACAUGCUUGCUGGCGCAGGAGUGGAGGUUGUCUGGGGGAGCAAGUGAUGCGCGGUGAACAAGGGGUGCAGCGGCGCGAGCUGGAGGCGGAAGGGCAGGGGAAAGCAGGGGUGACGGCGGAGGGGAGCAGCGGGGGGAAGGAGGCGGCGUCUGGCGUGUUCUUCUUUGCUGCAUUCUUCCUCCUCUCCCUCGGCGGCCCCUUUAUCUUCACCUCCUCCGUGCGUGUCCCACCUCCCCUCCUCUCAUUCUCCAUGAUUCCUCCCACACUCCCAUGCCUCAUACCGCCCCUUCUACGCACUGCCUCUCGCUCUCCCCCUCCUCCCACCCGCUCCCUCUCUCCCUCUCUCUGCCAUCCCCACUUCCCCCCAUCCCCGAAUCAACUUUCUGUGCCCUCGUCCCACGCCUCUCUGCCACCCAUCCUUCCCCAUUUCGUCUCUCCCUCCCGCGUUCCCCUUCUCCCUCUCCACCCCUCUCCACCCCUCUCCACCCUUCUCCAGAUCAACUUCUGUGUACUCGUGCCGCGCCUCUCUUCCGCCAUCAUCAGCGCACAGGCGGGCGCAUUCGAGGCGUCCUCGCUCAUCCUCUUCCUGCUGGGCCUCGCUGUCACGCGCCUGCACCUCCCCCUCUCCGCGCUCGCCCUCGCCUACUGCAUCGUUCCCCUCGCCCUCGGCGCCCUCGCUGCCGCUGUCUUCCCCAACUCCCCCUUUGGCGCCACAAAGAGUGGUGCAAGUGGUGGGAGAGGGGACUUGGGGGACGCUGCAGCAGCGGGAGUGCGUGUCAGGGGGGAUGGGGGAGGGGACGGGGCGGAGGUAGGGGUGGGGGGGAAAGAAGGGGACGGGAAGGAGGAAGGGGAAGUGGUAUUGGUGGGACGUCUAGUGGAGGAGGAGGGAAGGGGGAUAGAAGUGACAGGUGAUGGUAUUGCUGAUGAUGAGGGGAUAGAGGAGUGUUCCUGCAGUAGUAGCAGCAGCAGCAUCAGCAGUAGUGGUGGAGAGGAGAAAAUAGGCAGUGGGGAGAGGGAGAGGAAGGAUAGCGUGCUAGCUCUGGUGGCGCCACUGUUCUGGGUGCAUGUGGCAGUGUCAGCAUACCUUGUACUGCGCUCCAAUUUCUUCAUUGCUGCUGUCAACUCCCACAUUCGCUACACCGUGACGACUCUCCUCAGCAUUCCUCCCUCCACCGCCACCACCGACCUCCCAUUAGAUGCCGCAGCGCAAGUCACGAGCUACAUUGACAUUUUCAACAUCGUGCUGGCAGCAGGCGGUGUGUUCGCCGUGCCGCUGGCAGGGUGGAGCAUGGAGCGCCCAGGGCUGCCAUUCUCCUUCGCGCUCACCACGCUGCUCUGCGCGCUGUGCUCCGCUGUUCAGAUGAUGGCGGCUUGGGUGCCGCUUCCCAUGCAGCUGGUGGCGUUCCUCGCCUUCGCCAUCGCCAGGGCAUUCAUCUACAGCACCAUGGCGGCAUAUGUUGGCACUCUCUUCGGCUUCCGCAACUUUGGCCGGCUGUAUGGGAUCAACCGGCUAGGAGGCGCAUUCCUUACAUUGUUACAAUACCCGUUGAUGAGAUCAACCCGUCUUCGUUUUCACGCUUCUCGUCGCUGCCCCGCCGCAAUUGAUAGGUCUUUGGCGCCCAAGUCCACGCCUUUCAACAAUCGCAUCAUCUACGGGUACUCGGGCAUUCUGCCCGUGCUGGUGGCGGAAGUGGGCGCGUUCAGCGACGCGUGCGGAGAGGGGGAGGCCGUGCCGUGCGCCGCCCAGAUGAACCUGCUCAACGCCGCCUACACUCUCAGCAUGGUGACCAAUAGCGCGUGUGUGCUGCCAGUGGGCGCAUUCCUCGAUGCCUACGGCCCGCGCAUCACAGCCAUCACAGGCUCCCUCGUAUUCUCCGCGGGCCUCCUCGCCCUCGCCCUCGGCUCCGCCUUCUCCCACCCGCCCCCCCCCGCCCCUCCCCCUGCCCUGCUCAUGCCUUCCCCCUCCGCCUCCCUGCUCUCCAUGCCUCCCGCCUUCCUUGCCUAUGAAUCCCACCACACCCAGUCCCCCCUCCUCCUCCGCCCUCUCCCCCCGCCUUGGCCGCUGCACUAUUGCCCCCAUCACUUCGAGCUGUCAGACAAUCGUUCCCACUUAAUAGCAGGCCGCCGUGUGGAGGGGCCGCCAGAGGACAGUGCAUUGGAUGGGGGUGGCAUGGCCGCUCGGGGCGAGGGUGGUAGGAGGGGGGGAGAGGGGAUAAGAGGGAUGACAGAGGGGUUGGGAUGGGUGGCAGGGGGGUUAAGAGGGGUGAAGAAAGGCGUCGGAUUUGCUGGGGUGUGCUUCUUUGCGGCUUUCUUUCUCCUGGCGCUCGGAGGGCCCUUCAUCCUCACGCCCAUGAUCAACUUCUCAGAGCUCCUCCCAUCAUCAUCAGCAGCGGUCAUAGCAGCACAGAGCGGUGCCUUUGACGCCUCUGCCGCACUGCUCUUCCUCUUCGCCCUCGCCGUCUCGCGCCUUCACCUCGCCCUCUCCUCCGUCUGCCUCGCCUACCUUGUCGUGCCGCUUGCCAUUGCUGCCGUCGCCGCCGUCACGUUCCCCGAUGUUCCCUUUGGUGCCUCACCCGCCUCAGAACCGCACACCACUCCUCCAUCCGCCUCCACCCUCCCCUCUUCCACAUCUCUCCAACCUGACUCGCUCUCUUUGCUCACCGCACCUCUCCUGCAACCCGCAAGCGAGGAGCAUUCAAGCGAGGUGCAGGCAAGCAAGGAGCAACCACCGCAGAGCCAGUCAGAUGAGGAGGAGGGGGCGAGGGGGCAAGGGAGACCCGCAGUGGGAAGGAGAGAGGGGGGUUCUGAGGUCGCAAGUGGGGAGGAGGAGGGGACGAGAGGGACGAGAGAGGGGAUGGGAGCAGCUUUGACAGCAGUGGGGAGAAGGGACGAGGAGGGGGGUCGGACUGGAGGGUCGAGAGAGGGACGAGGGGGGGCGAGGCGCAGUGGGGAGUUGGAGCGGCUCUACCUACUGCGCCUCAUGGGCACUGGUGGCAGUGAUAAGGUUGCUGCUGGGAAUGCCAGCGGUACAAGCACUGCUGCUGCUGCCGACGAGCUGACCACGUCAGCAUGUCACGUGGCGCUGCCAGCUGUCACAGGGCGAGGCAGCAUCCCGCUGUCUCCCAAUCUGCCCAUCGUGUGGCUCCACGGCCGGAGCACCCCGUGCCUGCCCCCCCCGCCUGCCAUCUACAACGGCGAUAUCGCCACCCAGCUCAGGUGCCCCUGCCAUCUGUGCACUGCCCAUGCCAGCUGCAAUCAGGUUCAAGUGGCUCUACCCGCCUCCAAGCUCAGAUGGACCUCCCAUUUCACUCCUGCCAUCUCCCAUUUCACUCCUGCCAUCUCCCAUUUCACUCCUGCCAUCUCCCAUUUCACUCCUGCCAUCUCCCAUUUCACUCCUGCCAUCUCCCAUUUCACUCCUGCCAUCUCCCAUUUCACUCCUGCCAUCUCCCAUUUCACUCCUGCCAUCUCCCAUUUCACUCCUGCCAUCUCCCAUUCCAUCUCCCAUUCCAUCUCCCAUUCCAUCUCCCAUUCCAUCUCCCAUUCCAUCUCCCAUUCCAUCUCCCAUUCCAUCUCCCAUUCCAUCUCCCAUUCCAUCUCCCAUUCCAUCUCCCAUUCCAUCUCCCAUUCCAUCUCCCAUUCCAUCUCCCAUUCCAUCUCCCAUUCCAUCUCCCAUUCCAUCUCCCAUUACCCCCAGCUGCCGCCCGCCACUGCAACAACCCGCACGGCACGUGUUCAUGCCGGCCUUCCUUUUUGUGACUUUGACUUCCCACUCCUCCCCUCGCCACUGCAACAACCGCAGGUCGCCGCUGUUCUGGUCACUACAAAGGGGUACACCAAUGCUCACGACUGCCUUGUAGCAGCACUGCGUGCGUGCCUUCAACUGCCACUGCUCGCUGCACUCCCCCUCUUUCUCCUCUCUCAAACGGCACCACUCAAGGUCAUUCACCCACUGUACUCUGCUCAUGCUCGCUGCCUCCCCGUUUCUUCUCCUCCCUCCCACCGCUGUUCUCCACUGCAACAUUCCACUCCACCCACCAUCCACCCGCCAUCCACCCGCCAUCCGUCGCAGCAGCCGUGCAGCAGAGCUAACACCAUCAACUGCCUGCUCUCUGCCUGUGCCAACGUCCCUUCCUUCCCCCCGAUUCUCCGUUCUCCACCGCAGAACGCCAAGGCCAUCCACCCACCAUCAACUGCAGCAGCCGUGGAGCAGCACUACAUCGACGCCUUCAACUGCCUGCUGCCUCUGGGCGGCUGUCUCAGCGUGCCACUGGCCGGCUGGAGCAUCGACUCCCUCGGCCUGCCGCCCGCUUUCGCCAUCACUGCCGCCCUCUCGCUCCUCUCCUCCCUGCUGCUGCUCCUCGCCCCCUGCCUUCCGCUAGAUGCCAUGCUCGUGAGUUUCACAGCCUACAGCAUCGCCAGGGCGUUCAUCUACAGCACCAUGGCAGCGCUCAUCGCCUCGCUCUUUGGCUUCCGCAACUUCGGCCGCCUCUACGGCCUCACACGGUUCAUCGGAGCCUUCGCCGCACUGCUGCAGUACCCCCUCAUGAGGGUUACUCGUUUCUUUGUCCUUGGCUGCCUCUACUGGCUCUCCUGCGUCACGAGGGCCAUUCUCCACACCGCUGCAGUACCCUCUUAUGAGGUGAAGUCGUUACCCCCCCUCCCUCACGCGGAAAUGUCAAAGUACCCCCUUCCAUCUCUUCACCUCUUGCCCUUUCCCCCGCCCUCCUCCCACACUCGUUCCUCCUCGCUACAGCCAGCCAGGUACGGCAAGGAGGCAAUGAAGGGGGAUUUUUCGAGCAUGACGGCAGGGUUCAUGGCUUCUCUUCCUGGGGCUCCUCAACACCCCCCCUACCCCUUGUCUCCCACCCCACCCUCCCCUCCAUUCCUCACAACUUCCCAACACUCAUCCCCCACCAGGUACGGCGAGGAGGCGAUGGGGGGGGACUUCACGGGGAUGACGGCGGGGUUCAUGGCGUGUGAGCUCGCCCUCGCCACGCUCUUCCCCCUCUACCUCACCCACUGCCUCUUCGGCUUCUUCUGGCGCCCCAAGCCAUGA